Fusarium oxysporum Fo47 is the source of this 966-nucleotide messenger RNA. RefSeq lists its product as uncharacterized. Lineage: Eukaryota; Fungi; Ascomycota; Sordariomycetes; Hypocreales; Nectriaceae. The record is from RefSeq and is a predicted model, not a curated record. The transcript has a single exon. Bases 1 to 966 code for a protein of 321 amino acids.
AUGAAGAGAUCAUCAUUCUCAGACACUAGGCGACAUGGGCAAUCUUCUCGGCACUCAACCCCAUACCGUCCCUAUGAUAGCAGCCAGAGAGAAGAACUCAGAGCUACUGCACAAGAGACUCUAGACAUCUCUCGCAGUCUGCUCAAAGAAUUAGGUACAAACGACUUGGCGAGACACUCCGUCAAGUACUCGUUUGGCUCUCUUACUCGUCUUCACCCUGGCCACUGUCCAUCAUACAGACAGCCAGCUACCAUAAAGGUCAUCAACGAUGAUACGCUCAACGCUGCCAUCGAACUCUGCCAAAGGGCACAAGCUGAUACUGGUCCAAAGAGUCAGCCUCCCAUUGUUGUUAAUUUUGCGAAUCGUCACUCUCCAGGCGGGGGAUGGCUCAACGGGGCCAUGGCCCAAGAGGAGGCACUCUGCUACCGCAGCACCCUCGCCUUGAGUCUCAACAAAAAGCACUACCCCCUCGAGAGAGACGAGGCUCUCUACAGCCCCUAUGCACUCAUCAUGCGUGAUGACCUAUCCUCAGGCCAUGAGAUAUCUUCACUCCCAGCAAGAGAACUCCCCGUGGUGAGCGCCCUGACUGUGGCUGCCUUACGAAGUCCACCAGUUCGCCUUUUUACCAACGAACCUCGCAAGGACAGAAUGCGCAGGUCCAGUUCUGAAGUCUUCGAAAAGCGUGUCUUUGCAAACGAUCGAGACCGCGAUAUCACAAAGGCUAAGAUGAGACUUUGUUUGCGCAUGGCGGCUAGACACAAACAUGACAUGCUUGUGCUUGGUGCUUUGGGCUGUGGAGUCUACGGUAACCCGCCAGAGGACAUUGCUCAUUGCUGGCUGGAGGUAUUGAGGGAAGAUGAGUUUUCGGGAAAUUGGUGGCGGGAAGUAUGGUUUGCGGUAUUUGACCCAAAGAACGAGGGCAAUUUUGAGAUAUUUCAUCAGGUGCUUGACGGGAAGCAAGUUUAG